Molecule: messenger RNA, 730 nt
Organism: Salvia hispanica
Lineage: Eukaryota; Viridiplantae; Streptophyta; Magnoliopsida; Lamiales; Lamiaceae
Source: RefSeq, a predicted model, not a curated record
AGCUAAAAAAUCUCAUUAUCCCAAAAACCCCAAAAACAAAGCUGAGUAUGGAGAAGCAGAAGCUCGUCCUAACCCUAAUGCUAAUAAUCAUAUGUUUAUCAUCAGCCCAAAUUGUCUCCGAGACAAAGAAGAUUACGCGCAUCCAUUUCUACCUCCACGACAUCAUCGGUGGCGACAGCCCCACCGUCUGGCGCGUGGCGGAAAGCAACCUAACCGAUGUUCUGCCGUCGGCGUUCGGGAUGGUACUGGUGCUGGACAACCCCGUCACAUCCGGGCCCGAGCUAGACUCCGGGGAGCUGGGGCGGAUGCAGGGGACCGUGGCGUUGGCCGACCUCCGCGAGCAGGCUCUCGCGAUGGUCCUCAACCUUGUGUUCACCAAGGGGGAGUUCGAGGGCAGCACGCUUAGCAUUCUCGGCCGGAACCCGUUGGGCGCCGAGUUAAGGGAGGUUUCCAUCGUGGGCGGCACCGGCGCCUUUAGGAUGGCCACUGGUUAUGUUAUGAUUACCACUUAUUAUAAUGACCCAGCUCAGGUUCGUAAUGUGUACGAGUACACUUUGGUCGUCUUUCAUACGGAUUCCAACUUCGUGUGGUCGACCCGCUGAAAUUAUUGAUCCAAAAUAGCUACUACCUGUUUGAAUAAGGCAUGAACUUUAAUAAAUUUGUCAUUUCUUUGGAUUUGUCAUGAGUUGUAAUAUUUUAUGUAAGUGCAAUAAAACUCUUAGUACUACUA